This is a messenger RNA of Dermacentor silvarum, 4365 nucleotides long. RefSeq names its product sialin-like. Lineage: Eukaryota; Metazoa; Arthropoda; Arachnida; Ixodida; Ixodidae. The coding region runs from base 295 to 1833 and encodes 512 amino acids. The transcript has 10 exons. Gene Ontology annotation, biological process: monoatomic anion transport; transmembrane transport. Gene Ontology annotation, molecular function: transmembrane transporter activity. The record is from RefSeq and is a predicted model, not a curated record.
AUGUGUAGGUUGGCGCAACAUUGCUCGUGACUCUACCAUUGGCGAGGCAAGAAAGAGAAAGUAAAAACAGUAAAAAUGCCACGCGGACCGCCUCGCCGCGUCGUACACUUUCCUAUAGCUUAUCGAGCAACACGCGUAAGUUCACGUAAGUGUUGCGUGCGUUGCUCGUGGAAGAUACGCGCGAUAGAAAAGCUGCGGAAAGCGGAAGCGAAACAGUAGGACACGAAAGCACACGAUAGGAUAUCAGUUGCCGAAUUGUUCAGUGAUACUGCUUAGAACACCUCCAGCCGGACUAUGGAAACAAGUGCGCCUGCAACUUCGCCAUCCAAGCAACACAAAACAUGUCGGCUUCAAGUCCGUUACCUAAUGAGCUGUAUGAUCUCGCUUGGACUCUUCCUGGUGUAUUCAAUGAGGGUGAAUCUCAGUGUGACCAUAAUUGCCAUGGUCAACAUGACAGCCGUGAAUGGCAACUCAAGCCGUGCAUCAAACGCCAGCUGUCCUGUUCCUUACCAUAAUGCAUCAUAUAUAAGUGGAGGUGAUGAGUCAGGUGAGGGAGAAUUCAUCUGGGACCCUGUGAUGCAAGGAUACGUGUUAAAUGCCUUCUUCUAUGGGUACAUCAUAACACAAAUUCCUGCUGGGUGGCUUUCGGAGGUCAUCAAUCCCGCAUGGAUCUUUGCAGCAGGUGUCGGCAUCACGUCGCUGCUCACUCUUGCCACUGCAGUGGUGGCAAGAGCCAGCUUCGGCGCAUUUCUUGCUCUUCGGGUUCUCGAAGGCAUCGCUGAGGGCGUGACCUUUCCAUCUACAUUUGCCAUCGUGGCUCGCUGGUCACCCGUGCAGGAACGCAGCUUCCUUAUUGCCAUCAGCACGCUAGGCAGCAUUAUCGGUACUGCUGUGACACUACCUAUUUCUGCCGUGCUGUGCCAGUACGGCUUUGCUGGUGGCUGGCCUUCAGUAUUCUACCUCACAGGUCUCCUAGGCUGUGUGUGGUUUGUCUUCUGGAUUCUUAUUGCAUCUGACAGGCCAGAAAAGCAUCGCUUCAUUUCUCAAGAGGAGAAGAAGUACAUCAUAGACUCACGUGAUGCAACAUUUUCAGUGCACAGGUCUGUCCCUUGGGCAAGCAUACUGACAUCACGAGCUGUCUGGAUGAUUACCCUCAUCAAGUUCUGUAGUGCAUGGAGUUUCUACACACUGCUUACUGAACUGCCCAGCUACUUAGCUGAUGUGCUGCACUUUAACAUCCAGAGCAACGGAUCUCUGAAUGCGAGUGUCUACUUGUGUCAGAUGCUUGCGGGCCUUGGGAGCAGCUACUUAGCUGAUUAUUUGCGAAAGAAGGAAUUUCUUGGUGUGACAAAUGUGAGAAAAGUCUUUGAGAGUAUUGGAUUGCUUGGACAGGCCAUUGGCUUGGUUGGUGCCACAUUUGCGGGCUGCGACUGGAAGUUGGCUUUUGCAAUGCUCUUAGUUUCCUCCACAUCUGGUGGUGCACUAUAUGGCAGUGAAAGUGUGCUACCUAUAGAUGUUGCUGCAGAAUUUGCUGGGGCUGUCAUGGGCCUGGCCAACUGUAUCUCUAACAGUGCUGGCAUAUUCACACCUCUUGUUGUUGGCUACCUCACAGAAAACAGUGAAAGCACUGAACAGUGGAACAAGGUCUUCUUCACGUCUGCUGGUGUGGUCGUCUUUGGGGCGGUGGCAUUCCUCCUUUUUGGCACGGCCGAGGUGGAGCCUUGGGCACACCAGCCAUGCGGCUCCAUCAACGACUCGUGCUCGCUUCUGGUCCCCGCUGAUGAGGCAGCAGGAGACAGCAACUCAGUCUCACAGACUGCAGAGACUACAUAACUGAUCUGUGUGCAGGUGUUGUCUGUGACAUUCGAGAAUCAGCCACAGCUGGUUUUAAGGUUGUCAGUUAGCAUCACCGACACUUAUAGUGACACAAAAAUGGGAUCUUUCUCAACCUCUGAGGAAUGACUAACAUGUGAAUUACUACUGAUUAAGGUAGAUUGAACAGCACUGAGUGCUAAGGAAGACAGCGUAAGAUAGAAUAGGAAAACCAGCUGAUAUGGCUCUUAAUUUGGUGUGUGUAGUACUCUAGGUUCAGCUUCUACCCGUUGUGUAGGCUAUAUAUUCAGCACUGAAAGUUGAAAGAUAGGAUCACAACUCUGUGAGCGAGCUGAUGAAACACUAGGAACUCCUUUUGGAGUGACGAAUAAGUGCCUUGAAAUAUUUCUUGUGGCUGAUACUUGCCAUGUGCAGAGUGAUCACGGAAACAAAAAAAAAAAACAAAACAAAAAAACAUUUGGUGGUAUCCAACGCAUAUGUGUGAAUCGUUAAUAAGCGAAGCUUUCUUUGAUGAUUACUGAAAUGUUUUCACUUCAUUUCCCCUGCUUCUUCCCUUCUAUGUAGCUCAAUGCUCCUUGCUCAAUGCGCACUCUAGUCAUAUUUUGUUCACUUCACUUCAUUCUCCACACUUGGCUGCUUCUGUUGCCAAAUUCAUCACUUCUUGCCUCCUUUUGUGCUUGUAUAUUUGUGCACCUACCCAGCGGCACUUGCCCAGCUGUACAUUCCCAUUGGCCCAAGUUGUACACUCAGCCAGCACCUGCAAAGUGAGAGGAAAAAGCAAAGAAAAUUUUAAAAUUUACUCUGUGAGAAACUGACUUGUGUCUGACAGAUGUAUUGCAUGUGUCUGUGUGGCUCACAUUUAAGGCUGCAAAAAUAUGACAGUUAAAAUAGAGAUGCGUGUCGCGCUUUGUAUGCUGUAUUAGGUUCUCUGACACAACAUAAUGGUCCUUGUGUUUAAUGUACUGCUGGAUAACGGCUAGGUCAACGUUGACGAGUUUUUUUUUAUUUUUGAGAACUUCUCUGCAGUUCUUGAAGGCUGCUGUAGCGUACACAUAUACAGGGUGUCCCAGCUAUCACGCAGCACGAUUAAAAAAAAAAAGAGGGACGGCGUUACGCGAAGAAAACCUAGUGCGUAUUGUUUCAAGUAGAGGGGAGUAUCCGCCAGUAAUUUUUUUGUUACUGAUCUUUAAUUAUGUAAUUGUAAUUAAUUAUCUAACUCGAGAAGGGCUGUUCUAAUUAUCAAAGUGUCAAUGAGAAGAUUGUAGAUCAACAUGAAAAAUUCCCAAUACAGCUUUCUGCUGCUCAAUACCUACUACAUAAAUUAAAAGAAACGAAGUAAAAGUAAAAGAAGCCCGCGAAUACACGCAGAAUUGCCGCGCGACUGGCCGCUCAAGGCACUUUGCGUGUAAAGAGUAAAAGAGCCGCAAAGAGUAAAGACACGUCUAAAAAUGCUCGGAUUGAUGUCACAUUUCUCUGGGAGGUUCCCGUAAACAAAGUAAAUUAGUGGCUUUCAAAAAAAAAAUUUGGUAAAUUUUGGUCAGGUUGGGAAUCGAACCUGGGCUUCCGCGGUGCGAGACAAGCACGCUUCCCUGAAGCCACAGCUAGUCCACGGUUGCAUGCGUCACGGGGUCACAAAGACGUGCUUGUGCCACUGCUCGUGCGUUCAUCGUCGUAGCUGGCUUUGAUGCCACUGAUCAUGUGAGCGUUCCCAUACUGCCCCUCGCGCUCAUGUCACUGCUUGCGCGUUUGUCGUCGUCUUCUUCCACAGCUGGCAGGCCUUCACGUUUUGCACACGUGUAACAACUUACUUACUUUUUUUUUUUUAAUGUGUUUGUUCCGCACAAAAAUACAAGUAGGUUCCAAUACUUUUCAUAAUGCUUUUACUUGGUAGUGAACAUACCGUAGUAUACUUGAGUGAGAAUGUGGGUGAGACUAUAAAGAGAUAUUUUAUUUGUUCUGACAUGCCUGAGCCACUAAUUGUACAUAAUCUCAAGCUCGCCUUCUCAGCCACAGAAGUGUUGUGCGGAGUGGUGUGUUUACCUGCUUCCAUGUAGUUGUUUGGUUGGGUGCAUCUAUUCAUGGUGCAAGUUGCUUAAAUACAUGAUGUAAAUUACACACUUAUGGCAGGCAGAGAUUGACAUCAGUGUAAGCAAAUUAUGAAAGCAUUGCUUAUUACAAGUAUUGUAGAAUAACUUGCAUAUUUAAGUGAUACAUAGAUGGAAAAAGUUUGAUAGAAUUCUAGUGUUCAGCCAUGUCAUUUUUAAUUUUUUUUAAAAUCAUUUUUACCUGUGUGCCUUGCUUUGAUCAUUUAUACCUGUAUAUAUUUGCUGUGAUCAUUUAUACUUUGACUGUAAAGUCAUGAAUAUAUGCCUAUUUUAUGAUAAAUAAAUGCUUGUGUACAUACUCGGAAAGAGUUGGUUGUCUCUCUCUUUUGCGUGCUGUAGACAGCAGGACACUACUAAUCAAUUUCUUGGAGGUAAAGCUACUGAGCUGCUAGAUAAGGCAGAAAACUAAACUAUGGAAUAUUGCACU